Molecule: messenger RNA, 2178 nt
Organism: Anguilla rostrata (American eel)
Lineage: Eukaryota; Metazoa; Chordata; Actinopteri; Anguilliformes; Anguillidae
Product: leucine-rich repeat-containing protein 38-like
Exons: 2
Coding region: 709-1587 (292 amino acids)
Cellular component (GO): voltage-gated potassium channel complex
Molecular function (GO): potassium channel activator activity; transmembrane transporter binding; voltage-gated potassium channel activity
Source: RefSeq, a predicted model, not a curated record
GGUACAGUGAGCCGGCAUCUCUCUCUCUCCCCUCUCUCUCUCUCUCUCUCUCCCCCCCUCUCCCCCAUCCCGCUAACUGGAGCCGACCGCGGUAUCCUUUUGUGUCAAAGAUGCGGGCGCCCUCCUUAAUUAACCCUCCAAUGUAGAGCGUGGGUUCACCCAGCCAACGGACUUCCCCCGCUGUCAGUCUCUCUCUGCCCCUGCCAUUCCCCAUCUCUGGUUUGCUUGCUUCUAUUUACCUCUUUGUUAAUCUCUCCUCCUCCUCUCUCUCUCUCUCUCUCUCUCUCUCUCUCUCCCUCCCUCCCUCUCUCUCUCUCUCUCUCUCUCUCUCUACCCCCUCUCUCUCUCUCCCUCCCUCCCUCGCUAUCUCUCCUCCCCUCACGCCUUCAAAGCCAGCAGUCUGCUACUCGAUCCAGACUGCUGGCUACAUGAUCCCUCGGAAAACAUUGUUCGGUGUCUCUCUCGUCGCUCGACGCUCGAGCCCUUUUACAUCCAAUCACAUGGAAAAAAGGAUGUCUCUGCUCUGGCACUGAUUCCUCCUCUCCUUUCUCAUUUCCCCCCCCUCCCCUUUCCUAAUCUCCUACCCCCCUGACCCUACCCCAACCUCCCCUCACCUCUGCCCCCUGUCCCCUUUCUCUCACCCUCGGUCUGACCUUCCCUUCCCUUCUCUCCUCCCCUGUCUCCCCCUCUCUUCGGACCCCCUCGACAAUGUUGCCAUGUGUCCAUCAGCUGCAGCUUCUUCUGGCUUUGCUCUCGUCUGUCUUGCUGUCUUCUUGGGGGCAGAACUGCCCAGCUAACUGCCAGUGCCCCGACCCCCAUACCGUGGACUGCAGCGGCCGGGGACUGACCCGUCUGCCGGACGCCAUCCCCCUGGACGUCCGCAGGCUCCGGCUGUCCGACAACUGGAUUCCCUGGAUCCCCUCCGACUUCCUGGUGCUCUACAGUGACCUGGUCUACCUGGACCUCCGGAACAACUCGCUCUCCCGGAUCGAGCCCGGGACCCUCAGCACCUCGUCCAGGCUGGUGUUCCUGGACCUGGGCAGCAACAACCUGACGGAGAUCCCCUCGGGGACGUUCGGGGAGUCCCGGAGCCUGAUCAAACUGCGACUCGGCAAUAACCCCUACCUGAGCAUGGUCAGCAAGGACGCCUUCAUGGGCCUGACCUCCCUACGGGAGCUGGAGCUGGAGCAAAACGCCCUGUCUGGCCUGGAUGUGGAGGUCCUGGGUCAGCUGCCCUCCCUGAGGCUGGUGCGCCUGGAGGGAAACCCCUGGGUGUGCAACUGCAACUUUGCCAAACUGUUUGCAUGGCUGAUGAAAAACAGGCAAAAGCUUCCAACAGGCGUUCAUGGCAUGGAGUGCUCACUUCCUGUGGACGGGAGGCGUGUGGCGCUGAGCCAGCUCUCCGAGGACAGUUUCCGGGAGUGUCAGGUGACGCUGACCCUCACUGACUAUUUGAUCGUCAUCUUCUCCGGCAUCGCCGUCUCUGUGGCGGCCAUCAUGACCAGCUUCUUCCUGGCCUCCACCGUCCACUGCUUCCAGCGUUGGAGCAAAGCCAAUAAGACAGAAGAGGAGGACAGCGAUGCCUGAAAACUUCCCCCUUCCUCUCCAUCUCCCCUGCCUCCAACUCCUGACUCCUCCCCCAGCCCCCAACCCCACCCUAUCACCCCCGGCAACCUGCCCCAUCCCUGCUCCUCUGGUAGGUCGGCCAGGAGAGGGGCAGAGAGACUGUUCCCAAUGCUUUUAGCAUGUGAAAUCCCACAGGCCGCUCUGCUGACCCAUGCAAGGUGGUCCGGGCUGCAGCAAGGUGUAGAGGGGAAGGGGAGUGGUAUUUAAAAGCACUUAAAUCAGCCGAGAGAGAAGCUGCCAUAGACUGGAAAUACAUUUAAUGGAUACUAUUUUUUGUGUCCUUCCCUCUGCACUGUAGACAAUCUUACCUGUUCAAACAGUCUUAAUUUGUAGGGCAGGAACAGUGAGCUAGUAGCUGGUCUCACUUUCCAGGUGAUCAUCCUUUUAAGAUUUAAUCCAAAUCCAAGCAAACCGCGAGGCAAUGAUUCAUUUAUUUAUUUUUUUGGUGAUAACUGAACUUUAAAAUAUGGGGCAGUUUAUGAAUUAUUUAUGAAUAUGUUCCUUUAAGGGGUUCUGAGUCUAGCACUGUGCUGAAACAGUAAAUAAAAUAAA